Molecule: messenger RNA, 2166 nt
Organism: Ophidiomyces ophidiicola
Lineage: Eukaryota; Fungi; Ascomycota; Eurotiomycetes; Onygenales; Onygenaceae
Gene: SENP8
Product: SUMO1 sentrin specific peptidase 8
Exons: 7
Coding region: 1-2166 (721 amino acids)
Biological process (GO): proteolysis
Molecular function (GO): cysteine-type peptidase activity
Source: RefSeq, a predicted model, not a curated record
AUGGCGCUCUUCAAGCUCUGGAAGCUCAUCGCGAAAGAAUACGGGGCUGACGCAACGCAGGCCAACCCAGACGAUACCUAUCUUACAUAUAACGAUAUCAAUUUGACGUAUGAAGAUGUGGAUACAUUGAAGAACGACUGGCUGACGGACAAUGUAAUCGCUUUCUGGGAAGAAUACCUGGAGCGGGAAGUUAUCGCCCAGUACAAAACCACCAACAUCAUCCUUCUCCGGCCAAGCAUGUCCUAUUUACUCUACCAGACACCGAAUCCUCACACCUUGCAAGACGCUCUUCCCGACUUUACCAAAGCAAGCCACAUCUUCCUACCCAUCAAUGACUGUCGCAGUGUGACGGAAGCUGAGGGUGGCACCCAUUGGUCAUUACUCCUCGUUUCCGUUGUGGAUAACGUCGCGUUCCACUAUGACUCCCUCCCUCCCGGAAACCGAAACGAGGCACUGCGGGUCGCGCAGAAAGUUAGCAUCAUCCUCGACCGUGGAUUCCGCUUCGUCCAGCUGGACGACUCUCCCGUCCAAGAAAACAGCAGCGACUGCGGCGUUUAUGUUUGUCUGACCAUGCGACACCUCCUGAUCAGCCGGCUGCUCAAGGCCUGCACGAGCCAGAUGGUGAGCAUGAGCCUGGGCGGCAAGAAAAUCGAUGCUUCUGCUGGCAGACGAGAAAUGGUGCGCAUAAUCGACCGCUUCCGGAAGAAGAAAAGCCCGUAUGUGCCAAUCUUUGUUUUUGUGCUGAGUCUUAUCGUCGCCGUCAUGCUUGCAGCCAUGCCUCACUCCGCUUUGUUCCCUAGCCUUCACCUCCUUUGUAAACUAUUAUCUGGCGACUCCGAACUCACACAAAAAGAUAUCCCCGAAGCUUUCUUUAAGCCCACGCAGAUCAAGGUGAUCCUUUUAUCCUAUCCGACGUCCCGUCGCUACGUUGCGGUCUCGCCCCGUGUUUAUCAUUUAUAUAUCCCCCGUCCGCUCGAGUUUUGCGAACAGCAUUUCUGGACCAGUAAAAGUUGUUUUUCCCAGUCACAUCUGCUGUACGAGCAUGAGCUAAAGCAAGGCCGCAUCCCUGCGGCUUACUACCGUGGUGGAACAUCGCGUGGUCUCAUCUUCCACACCAAACACCUCCCCCAGUCCCGUUCAGAAUGGGCGCCAAUCUUCAGGGGAGUGAUGGGCUCCCCGGACCCCAAUGGGCGCCAGCUCGAUGGAAUUGGCGGCGGGAUAUCAAGUUUGUCGAAAAUAUGUGUCGUGGGGCCGUCGAGCAGGCCGGGUGUGGAUGUUGACUUUACUUUUGUGCAAGUGGGAGUCAAGAAUUCUGAUCUCGAUUAUUCGGGGAAUUGUGGCAACUUAAGUAGCGCAAUUGGCCCCUUUGCGGUUGAUUCGGGGGUUUUCUUGCCUGAUGUCCAAAGAGGGGAGGCGACAGUGCGCAUAUUCAAUACUAAUACGGGGAAAAUCAUUAAGGCUACAUUUCCAGUAUUUGAUAGAGAGGCUGUGGCAUAUGGGGAUUUUGCGAUCGAUGGGGUUGCUGGAACUGCAGCCAAAAUACAACUUGACUUCAUGAACCCAGGUGGCUCGAAAACUGGAAAAAUGCUACCCACUGGUCAGGUUGUGGACUGCAUCGACGGAGUUCGGGCUACAUGUGUAGAUGUAGGGAAUCCCUCGGUGUUUCUAUCUGCGGAGGAGCUUGGUGUUGAUGGAACUAUGCUUCCUGACGACACACAAAACGUACCCGGGUUGUUACAGCGACUGGAGUCGAUUCGACAAAAGGCUACUAUGAUGAUGGGAAUGGCAAGGUCACCAGGGGAAGUACCUGCGUCAAUUCCAAAGAUAGGUUUCGUUUCACCCCCGAGUUCGCAUUCAUUACUCUCCGGUGAAAAGCUCGAUGAGAGCUCUGUUGAUGUUGUGGUACGUGCAAUCUCUGUGGGCCAGCCUCACAGGGCGUUACCAAUAACAACAAGCCUAAGCCUGGCGGCUGCGGCGAAGAUCCCUGGCUCCAUUGUGAGCCAGUAUCUUAGACCCGGCGCGGAUAAAAAGGAGGAAUUGGUAAUUGGACAUUCAAGUGGGAAGCUUGUUGUCGGCGCAAGGAUCGGUGAUGAUGGAGAGGUAGAGAGAGCCACGGUAUAUAGAACAGCAAGGCGAUUGAUGGAAGGCACUGUAUACUGGAAGUGA